Molecule: messenger RNA, 1129 nt
Organism: Mobula hypostoma (lesser devil ray)
Lineage: Eukaryota; Metazoa; Chordata; Chondrichthyes; Myliobatiformes; Myliobatidae
Product: RELT-like protein 2
Exons: 7
Coding region: 299-1021 (240 amino acids)
Biological process (GO): positive regulation of cell-substrate adhesion; positive regulation of p38MAPK cascade
Source: RefSeq, a predicted model, not a curated record
CAAAGAGAGAUGGAUGCGAAGUCAAAGUCACAUCACCUCCAGGUUGCUGCUGUGGGAGAGCUAUCUCCCGGCAUACCCGCUCACUAUGUACGCUGCGGUGAAGAUUUGCCGUCUGUGCGAGGUUUAACUUGUCCCUCGGUUACCCGGAGGUCGCUUGCGGAGAUAUGUCCUGAGAGAUUUCUCUGCGCUCAGAUGAGGGGAAGCGUGCGCACUCUCUCUCUCGUUCUGUUCUCCGCACCACGGACACGGACACGGACACGGACCACAGCUACACUCCGUAACCGUGCGCCCAAGACAAAUGCGCGGGAUGGAGAACGACGGGACUGAAGAAACUUUGCGGCCUCAGAAUCUAUACACCACCUUCCUGGUGAUCCUGGUCUUCUUCGUGAUGGGCCUGUUGGGCAUUCUGCUGUGUCACAUACUGCAGGAGAGGGGCUACCGCUGCCGGACUUCCCAGGGGCUGGAGCCAGAGGCCGAAGCAGGUGCUGCAGCCGAGGAUGUCCAAGAUUCAAACCAGGACACAGUGGGGCAAAUUGUGCAAUGCAUCUUAGACAACAAAGCCAAUGCAGAGGCACUGAACAAGAUGCUGAAGGAAUAUGAACAGACGAGAGCCCUGGAACACAGGCUGUUCUUCCCCGAAGAAUUUGGAGGGCAGUCCGAUGAUCAGAGGCCUCACCUCCACACUGUGCACUCAGACACCUCAGGAGAGAAUCGUUCAGUGUGUCUGCACUGCGCUCAACCGAAGAAGCCAGCUACAAUUAAUGCUCGCAGUCGGCUGCCCGGUGCUAAAAGACGUGGCCCCAGGGUAGAAGUCACUGUCGUUUCUGUGGGCAGGUUCCGAGUGACGCAUAUCGAACGGUGUCGGGCAGCAGAGGAGCUGGCCGCGGGCUUGAGUAGUCAGCCCCGUUCCAAGGAGACGGCAGAGGGUGUCAGCGAGCUCCUCAGUGGUGAACGCAGAGUUUCAGGAGAUCCCUCACCAGACAGAGGACCUUGCGCCACACGGACCGACCGUGGUCGAUGACAGACGACUUCAGAGUACCACGAGGAAAGGGUCCCAAACCAACCUCAGCACGAAUCUCCAUCGGUGACUGGGAGGGGAGCGGACCCGCCUGAGGCCACAGCGCCUGAA